UUUAAUUCAUACAACCGAAUAUACGGUCUCCAGUCUCGAGACUCUCCACUGGCUUACUCGACUGUUGCUGCAGCCUGCAGAGACUGCCUUCGUCUCCUUCGAACAUCGAAAUCGGUCAGCUGUGGAAAAUCCAUUAAUCCAUCUUCUCUGCAACUCUGUUUUCUCUUCAAUGUCUUUGAUCUCAUCUUCUCUUCUCACCUUCUAUCCGCACCAUACAGAGCUCUCCUCUUCGGCUUCCCUUCUUCUGGUCUCCUCAUUUUCUGGCUCAUCAAAGCCAUGCUCGUCUUUUCCUCUUCUCCGUAACUCUUCUCGUCAAAUCAAGCCUCUUCGAGCUUCCAGUGAGACGAUAACCGAGACUUCGAGCAUAAGCGUCGAUAACAAUGAGUCCGACGACUCGACGGCCUUCCAGAUCAAAGCUCGCAAUAGGAUCGGUCUUCUUCAGGUCAUUACUAGAGUUUUCAAGGUACUCGGGUUGAAAAUCGAGAAGGCCAUUGUUGAAUUUGAGGGCGAAUUCUUCGUUAAGAAGUUCUUCGUGACUGAUUCACAUGGGAGGAAGAUUGUCGACCAUGGCAGCUUGGAUAAGAUCAAGAAUGCUUUGAUGGAGGCUAUUGAUGACGGUGAUGGAGUUUUUUCGGUGUCCUCGUCAGUGCCUUCGAGAGGGAUUGUUGUGCGAAGAGCUGGGUUGUUAAUGGAGUCCGGGGAGCGGAGGGCCAAGGCAGAGAGGAUGUUUGGAUUGAUGGAUGGCUUUCUUAAAAAUGAUCCGCUUAGCCUUCAGAAGGACAUCUUACAUCACGUCGAGUAUACGGUGGCAAGAUCGCGAUUUAGUUUCGAUGAUUUUGAGGCUUACCAGGCAUUAUCACAUAGUGUAAGAGACCGGUUGAUUGAACGUUGGCAUGAUACCCAUCAAUACUUCAAGAGGAAAGAUCCAAAGCGCUUAUAUUUCCUCUCUCUUGAGUAUCUUAUGGGUCGCUCUUUAUCAAAUAGCGUCAUAAAUUUAGGUAUCAAGGACCAAUGUGCAGAUGCUUUGCGCCAGCUUGGUUUUGAGUUUGAGGUCUUAGCUGAGCAGGAAGGGGAUGCUGCACUUGGUAAUGGUGGCCUAGCUCGUCUAUCAGCAUGCCAAAUGGAUUCUUUAGCCACACUGGAUUUUCCUGCUUGGGGUUAUGGUUUAAGGUAUCAGUAUGGAUUGUUCCGUCAGGUAAUAUUGGAUGGGCUUCAACAUGAGCAACCUGAUUAUUGGUUGAACUUCGGAAACCCUUGGGAAAUAGAGCGUGUUCAUGUCUCAUAUGCAGUGAAGUUCUAUGGAACUGUUGAGGAGGAGACUUUGAAUGGAGAAAAAUAUAAAGUUUGGGUCCCUGGUGAAAUGGUUGAGGCAGUUGCUUAUGACAACCCAAUACCUGGUUAUGGAACGAGGAAUACAAUCAAUCUUCGUCUGUGGGCGGCUAAGCCAAGUGGCCAGUAUGAUAUGGAAUCCUAUAAUACUGGAGACUAUAUCAACGCUGUUGUUAACAGACAGAGGGCUGAGACGAUAAGUAGUGUCUUAUACCCUGAUGAUCGUUCUUAUCAGGGGAAGGAGCUGCGGUUGAAACAACAGUAUUUCUUUGUCUCAGCAUCAUUGCAAGACAUCAUCCGUAGAUUCAAAGAAACACACAAUGACUUUGACAAUUUUCCUGAUAAGGUGGCUCUACAGCUUAAUGAUACUCUUCCAUCACUUGCGAUAGCUGAGGUCAUGAGGGUUCUUGUUGACGAAGAACGUUUGAGUUGGGAAAAAGCAUGGGGCAUUGUAUGCAAACUUUUUUCUUUUACAACUCACACAGCACAACCUGAAGGGCUAGAGAAAAUCCCAGUUGACCUAAUAGGCAGUCUUCUUCCACGACAUUUACAAGUCAUAUAUGACAUAAACUUUAUGUUCAUGGAAGAGUUGAAAAGGCUGAUAGGUCUUGAUUACAGUCGACUCUCUCGGAUGUCAAUUGUUGAGGAAGGUGCUGUUAAGCAUAUCCGAAUGGCAAACUUAUCAAUUGUCUGUUGCCAUACUGUAAAUGGUGUAUCACGGGUUCACUUGGAAAUAUUGAAAACGAGAGUAUUCAAGACUGGUGGAAUCCAUUGAUGAAUCACAGGAGGCUAACAUUUAUCUUGUUCACCAAUGCAUCGAUUGUUAAAGGCACUAUAGACUUCUUUCACUGGUGAUAUAAAUUGUAUUAGAAGUCAAAAUUGUACAUAUAGAGCUAGUUAAGAAAGCCUUGGAACUAUAAAUUGAGUGUCUGAUGCAGCUCA
Molecule: messenger RNA, 2271 nt
Organism: Nelumbo nucifera (sacred lotus)
Lineage: Eukaryota; Viridiplantae; Streptophyta; Magnoliopsida; Proteales; Nelumbonaceae
Source: RefSeq, a predicted model, not a curated record